AUGCCCGUGAAUAGAGCCAAGGCUACCCAGUUAUUGCGCCGUCAUCUUGCAGAGCCUGUCAAUAUCUGUAGCGUCGAAGCUUCCGCCGCCCAAGUGCCUUCGAAGGGGUGUGCUAGCCCAGGGACUGUCAGCUCCUCUUACGCCGCGGAAUACAGUUCACGCUAUCAGAUUGUUGUGUCUCUCUUGCGUGCCGGAUUCGCAUUUCUCCAGUACUGUGCACUAAUUGGUGACUCGCCUUCACCCCACCCAGCUCAGAACGCCAUUAGGCAAUUCGCGCGAGGUACCUUCCUUGCGUCCAUUACCGCACCAGAGUUGCGCUCCGUUUCUCUGCCGAUUCAAGACUCUUGUGGCUCGCGUCAUCGUACAAGAUUAGGGUCACCAACGCCAUCUGGUACACAACGCAACCUUCGAGCUGGUUUCAAUCUCCAAUUCUCCUUCUAUUUUAUACUACGUACUCCCUACAAUGAUUCAUCUAAGCCCUCCUAUCAGCUUGACAUUCCAUUAAGUAUUCUUGACCCGAGCCACCGGAACCGGGUAUCUGCUGUAUAUGGGGAAGUUGGGACGUAG
Aaosphaeria arxii CBS 175.79 is the source of this 567-nucleotide messenger RNA. RefSeq lists its product as uncharacterized. NCBI's taxonomy places the organism in Eukaryota, Fungi, Ascomycota, Dothideomycetes, Pleosporales. The coding region runs from base 1 to 567 and encodes 188 amino acids. The record is from RefSeq and is a predicted model, not a curated record. The transcript has 2 exons.